Molecule: messenger RNA, 2008 nt
Organism: Octodon degus (degu)
Lineage: Eukaryota; Metazoa; Chordata; Mammalia; Rodentia; Octodontidae
Gene: Kash5
Product: coiled-coil domain containing 155
Exons: 20
Coding region: 173-1888 (571 amino acids)
Biological process (GO): homologous chromosome pairing at meiosis; chromosome localization to nuclear envelope involved in homologous chromosome segregation; spindle assembly
Cellular component (GO): meiotic nuclear membrane microtubule tethering complex; nuclear outer membrane; chromosome, telomeric region
Molecular function (GO): dynein complex binding
Source: RefSeq, a predicted model, not a curated record
GUCUUCCCAGUCGGCUGGCAACUGCCGUUAGUCGCUCGAGGCCUUCAGCUGUAUCCCAAGUGUGGUACCCGACUUCAGGUACUCUGGGUAGCUGGUCCCUUUCCUGUCCUUCCCAGGCUUGGGGAGAAGCUGGUAGCCUUGCCAGGGAGCUGUGCAGAGGCAAGUGUGGCCCAUGGACCUGCCAGAGAGUUGGGCCGGUCGGCCAGCCACAGAAGUUAACCACUGGGAGCAGCCGGAGGAUGGGAGCCUGGGGCCACUGCUCAGCUUGGAGGAGCAGAUACUCAACUCCACAUUUGAAGCCUGUGACCCUCAGAGGACAGGCACUGUGGCUGUGACCCGAGUGCUGGCUUACCUGGAGGCUGUAACCGGCCAGGGCCCCCAGGACGCACGCCUUCAGACAUUGGCCAGAAGCCUGGACCCCAACAAGGAGGGCUCUGGGGCUACUGUGGACUUGGACACCUUCCUCGUGGUCAUGCGGGACUGGAUUGCUGCCUGUCAGCUGCACGGGGGAUUAGAGCUGGGAGAGGAGACCGCCUCUGAGGGAGCCCUGACUUCCCUGCAGCUGCCAUCUGGAUGCCCAGAAGCUGAGGAGCCAUCCAACCUGGAGAGCUUUGGAGGCGAAGACCCCAGGCCUGAGCUGCCUGCCACUGCUGAUCUGCUGAGCAGCCUGGAGGACCUGGAGCUCAGCAACCGACGCCUGGCCGGGGAGAAUGCCAAACUGCAGCGCAGUGUGGAAACAGCCGAGGAGGGCUCGGCUCGCCUUGGGGAGGAGAUCGCAGCCCUCCGCAGGCAGCUCCGCAGCACCCAGCAGGCUCUGCAGUCUGCCAAGGCCGUGGAUGAGGAACUCGAGGACCUAAAGACUCUGGCCAAGAACCUGGAGGAGCAGAAUCGAAGCCUCCUGGCCCAGGCCCGGCUGACGGAAAAGGAGCAGCAGCACCUGGUGGCAGAGGUGGAGACUCUACAGGAGGAGAAUGGAAAGCUGCUGGCUGAGCGGGAUGACGUGAAGAGGAGGAGUGAGGAGCUGGCCACAGAGAAGGAUGCUUUAAAGCGGCAGCUCUAUGAGUAUGAACGCCUCAUCUGCCAACGGGACGCCAUCCUUUCCGAGCGCACGCGGCAUACCGAAAGCCUGGCCAAGACAGUGGAGGAGUACAGAGCCACCACCCAGGAACUGAGGCGGGAAAUCUCUCACCUGGAGGAGCAGCUGAGUCAGGCCCAGGAGGCACCAGAUGAGAUGCUGGAAGGAGCCCAGGCAGGAGGAGCAAGCUGGACUAUGCCACUGCCCCCAUCGCUGGGUUUGGAGAUCGAGGCCAUUUGGCAGAAACAAGAGGUGACAGGUGAUGAUCUCUCCAGUCCGCUGUGUGGAGUAUGGCAGUGGGGAGAGGUCACCCGGGAGCCCAGUGAAGAACCUGAGGUUCCAUCUGAAGUCCCAGAUGGGGGACAGAAAAAUGCCAAGGGAGAGCCAGCAUGCCCUGAAGGAGAGAGGAAGGAAUCAUUCCUGUGGUUGCCCAGAAGAGAGGAAUCAGAAGCAGAAGAGGAAGCAGAAGGGAAUUGCUGGCUCACGGCUGAUCCAUCUAUCCUUCUGAGAGACCCUUACCCUGAAGACAUUGCCGGACACCCUCCUGAGAGCCCUGCCGAGCUGGUGCUCCAGCAAGCCCUGGUGCCUGUGGUAAAGGAGCUGGUCCCAGUCGAGAGGCCCUGGGACCAGUACCACCUGUCCCCACUGUGUCCCCAGCCACCCAGGGCCCCUCAGCACUCGCUGCUCCAUGCCCGGGUCCUGGGCCCGAUGCUCCUGCUGCUGCUGCUGCUCUCAGCAAUGCUGCUGGGCCGGAUCCGGCCACCCACCUGGCCCCACCUGCAGCUCUGUUACCUUCAGCCGCCACCCGUGUAAGCGCCACUUCCCUCACCCUGCUCAGUGUUGUCACCACCUGCCAGGCCCACACUCCCAGAGCCAGUGCAGGGGCAGCCCCAUCUCUGUGUUGGGUAUUUAUGUGAUAUCUCCACAUUUCCU